Molecule: messenger RNA, 1741 nt
Organism: Eucalyptus grandis
Lineage: Eukaryota; Viridiplantae; Streptophyta; Magnoliopsida; Myrtales; Myrtaceae
Product: disease resistance-like protein DSC1
Exons: 3
Coding region: 603-1532 (309 amino acids)
Source: RefSeq, a predicted model, not a curated record
UAUUUGGUAGGGUUAAAGCCUCUGAAGAAGUCCUUUGGCCUUCUGCAAAAAUAGAAGUUUAUGAAUUUUUUUUUUUUUUUCUUUUUGGCUAAGCAAAGAGAUUGGCCUGAUCUUCCCAAAUUAAUCGCUUUUUGCACAUCCCACUCUGAGAUCCAAGUUUUGUACUGUUGACCUCUACCAGAAAGGAGAUCAGAAAAAAAUCUCUAGGAACUUAUAUACUAAUUUUUUUUUUUAAUGAUUUGAAGUGUUUAUAAUACUCGUGUCAAAUGCUAAAGUAAAAGCAAAUUCUGAAAGCUAAGACCAAAUGGCACCCGAAGCACACCAAAUCUUUUAUAUUAUUACUAGUUAAUUCCUUGCAGAACCUUUACACCUUUGCACUUAAAUUGUCUACUCAUAUAUGUGCUGCCAAGGAACUAAUAAAGUAGAAGCAAUAAUGCUCAAGUUGGCUGCUCCUGAAGAAGUAUGCUUUAGUGCUCAAGCCUUCACAAACAUGAAAAGGCUCAAGACUUUUUUUAGCUCGCAAUGUAUAGCAUUCAGGUGAUCCCGUAUACUUUCCCACUGAAUUAAGAUGGCUGGAAUGACCCAACUACUCUCUACCGUCCAUGCCAUUCAAUACAGGCCACAAGAAACUUGUACAUCUAGACAUGAGUAAAAGCAGCAUCAGAGAAUUGGGGAAGGGAUUUAUGUCUUAUAGAAGUUUGAAGUCUAUUAAUUUCAGCCACUGUACAUUGCUGAGUGAAAUUCCCGGGGUAUCGUCAUUGCUAAAUCUUGAGAGUUUGGAUCUCCAAGAGUGCACCAAUCUUGAUGAGGUUCAUCAGUCUCUUGGGCUUCUUGAGAAGGUUGUACAUUUGAACUUUUUGAACUGCUGCAAUCUUAGAUGUUUCCCAAGCAGUCUAAAUUCAAGAUUUCUCGAAAAUCUGAUUCUUAGAGGUUGCUCAAAGCUUUCAAGGUUUCCAGAUAUUCUUGUACAAGCGAAACGUCUCAAAGAACUUCUGCUUUUUGAGACUGCCAUCGAAGAAUUACCCUCCUCUGUCGCUAAUCUCAUUGAACUGAAAGUGUUGUAUCUAACGGACUGCACAAACCUUAAAAAUCUUCCUUGUAGCAUCUAUACAUUGCAUCAUCUUGAGCGUAUUUUCAUUGAUGGUUGCUUACAACUUAGCAAGUUCCUGAAAUGUUUGUGUGAAUCAAGUGACUGCACCAAUAUCUCUCUCUCGUUAGCCCUUCCAAGCGUUAUUAACUUGAAUGUGCAAAGAUGCAGCUUAUCAGAGCUUAGUUUCUUGAAAAAUCUUCAUUGCAUGUCCUUCUUGACAAUUUUAGAUUUGUCGGAGAACAAAUUUGUGAGCCUUCCUUCCUGCAUCAGUCAAUUUACUAAGUUGCAGCAGCUUCAUUUGAUGCAUUGCAAGCAGCUUCGAGAGAUUCUAGCUCUCCCACCAAACAUAACAUCUUUACUUGCAAAAGGUUGUGAAUUGUGGAAACCUGUGUGGACUUAUCACACAUGUUACGAUAUAAUCAAGAUGAAUCACCUUGGCUGAGACGAAUUGAAUUCUUUGGUUGUCAUAAGCUGAUCCAGGAUCAAUGCUCCAGCAAUUGCAAUAUGCUAUCAAUCGAGGGAUUGCUUGGAGAGACUCGGAUUGACAUUUUUCAUCCAGGAAACAAAAUCCCAAGGUGGUUUAAACAUCAAAGCACGACAAGACUCAUAAGGUUUCCUGUACUUUCAGAAUCAUACCGAGACAUAGCAGGC